This is a messenger RNA of Gryllus bimaculatus (two-spotted cricket), 183 nucleotides long. The record is from the annotation of a GenBank genome assembly. NCBI's taxonomy places the organism in Eukaryota, Metazoa, Arthropoda, Insecta, Orthoptera, Gryllidae.
AUGGCCGGCGCGUACGCGCGCUUCACGUCAGUCUGUGAGAACAGGCCUCGCACGCGCGUCCCAGCCUCCGUCGCCACCGCCGCCGCCGCCGCCGCCAGUGGACGCCUGUGCAGUUCUUCAAUGCAAUGGAAAUUGCAGUUCUUCAAUGGAAUUUCUUAUUUGAAUAAUGAAAAUGUUGCUUAA